This is a messenger RNA of Plenodomus lingam JN3, 1455 nucleotides long. The record is from RefSeq and is a predicted model, not a curated record. NCBI's taxonomy places the organism in Eukaryota, Fungi, Ascomycota, Dothideomycetes, Pleosporales, Leptosphaeriaceae.
AUGCCAAACCAGACCGCGUCCAGUGUCUCGUCACCUGCAGCAUAUUAUAUUGCCAAAAGUGACGUCUGCGUGAACAGCCGAGGCGAGAGCACUGGUUACGGUCUUUUCGCGGGCAGAAAGUUUGGACCGGGAGAGCAACUUGCUGUUUUCAAACGACCACUUGUUGCUUCACUGGAUCCUGUACGACUGUUUGAUACAUGUGCAAACUGUUUUGUUUGGACUGAGGGUGCGUCUGCCGGUACGAGGCUGUCACAGAAUUGCCAAAAAGAAGCUUGGUCUCGUGGACACAAGCACGAGUGUAAAGUCUUCAAAGCCUUGGGUGACAAAGAAUUACCAAAAGCCGUACUUGCAUGUAUGGAGGUUUUGAGUAGGAGAAAGCAUGGGCUCAUCUCGGACGAUGAAUGGGAACAACUGUGUCGCUUGCAGUCCCACAUUGACGACUUCAAGAAAAACGGCUCAUACCCUAACAUUGAAUUGAUGGCGAUGGGAGCAAGCCAAUUCUCAUUAACGCAGGGGAUGUUCGACAAAGACUUCGUGGCAGCGAUGUAUGCGAGGACACUCACAAACUCUCUCACACUCAUCACGCCAACCUUGGACCCUCUGGGCAUUGUCUUAGACUCGACGUUGGGCCAUAUCAAUCACUCCUGUGACCCCAACGCCUACAUCAUGAUGGAUGGAGCCGAGACCAGCAUUCGAACUCUAAGACCCAUCAAGAAAGGUGAAGAGAAGGGAGCCACUCUCGACGAAGACAACUGGGCAAUCGAGCCGGAGAAUCUACCCAAUGAGAUGGAUCACGCCGCAGACGCUAUCAUUACACGUGAGGCACUUGCUCAGGAUCCCUCCAAUUAUGUUGGUGAUUCAAAAGAGGAAAUCAAAAUCGCCGCUUUACAAGGCAAGGCAUUCGCCGAGUACGAAAGGGCGCAGCAGCUACAGAGCCCAGAGGCAGCUGUGCAAGCUAUCCAGGAUGUCAUGCAAUUUUGUCAACAGUCCAAGCUCUGGCCGCUCCAUCGGCAGCCUUAUGCCGCACUUCGCGAUGACCUGAUUGUGAACCUGCUCUCAAUGGGCAAAUUCACAGAAGCCUGGGCACAAUGUGCAAAGCGAUACAGGUACAUUCUGCCAAAGCUAUAUCCGAUACCAUUCCAUCCUGUGCGGGUAGUGCAAACGUGGCAGAUGGCUAUGUUGGCUGCGUAUCUUGCCAGUUUGAAAGAAGGUGUUGGUGCUCCAGAGGCGAAUAUGGGGUUGAUUGCCAUGAUGCUUGUGAAGCAGGUAUUGGAUGCGGCGAGAUUCAGCCAUGGUGCAGAGAGUGCAUUUACGAGAAGUGUCAGGCUGAAGGCUGAAGAGAUGAUUGAGGCGCUUAAGGGAAAUAUAGGGAACCCGAACAAAGCUGUCAUGGACAGAGAACUGAAGGUGCAACGAGACAUAUUGAUCGAGAUGGGUGAUUGGGUGAAGGUCUGA